Molecule: messenger RNA, 3391 nt
Organism: Manihot esculenta (cassava)
Lineage: Eukaryota; Viridiplantae; Streptophyta; Magnoliopsida; Malpighiales; Euphorbiaceae
Product: mitogen-activated protein kinase kinase kinase 18
Exons: 1
Coding region: 2021-3331 (436 amino acids)
Biological process (GO): protein phosphorylation
Molecular function (GO): ATP binding; protein kinase activity
Source: RefSeq, a predicted model, not a curated record
AGGGUGACUGCCUAUUAUUCUAUUAGUUUAUCUUUGUUAUUGCUGGGUAGCUGAAGAUAAUACACAAAGUUCGUAUCGUGGGAGAGAAGAGGCGGAAAACAAAUAAAAAAAAAAGAGAAAAUAAAGAGGAAAAACUUAUCUAAGAAGCUAAAAGUCUGUGUUUCACAUGCUUGCUUAGCUUGGUGAGUGAUUCGUUCAACUGCAAUGUGAACCAUUCAUCAUAUUAAAAUGCGAGACAGGAAGUUUGAUAUCAAAAUUCGGCCAUUAAAGUGAACUCACUCGAUGCCUAAACCUAUAUAAUACUUGGGAAAGUUCUUUACGCAACGGGCAAGUUGUAGCGUUAUUUCAAAGCUCUGCCCUGUUACUCUGUGGCCGUUGGAGGCAGCAUGAGAAAUUGGAUGUCCUCCUGAAUGUUGAAACGGCAGAAAAUUAAUUGGUCUAACAAUCCAAUGAUUCCUUUGAGGCGAAAAAAGUUUCAAUUGGCGUGACCCUUUUAAAAACCAUUCAAUUUACGCGGCCGAGUCUGGUCAAGGGCAUCUGAAAAAUUACCCUUAUAAUUGAACCUUUUAAGAUGCCUUUGCUGCUGCGUCAUGGUACCUUGUUCGGUGGGCAGACUUUCCUAACUGAUUUCUGAACUGAGCCAAUCCUUUUAGGUAGGAAGCGUAGAAAGAAUAGAAUCAUCAACAGUACACUGCUCAAGUUUAGACAAAAUGGAGGACCCUAGUAUAGCGGGCACGUUUUGCUUCUUGUAUUGUAUAUCUGGAAAAAGGGGUGGGAUCAAAGUUAGAAUCCAUAUUAAAGGGGGUGGGGGUGGGGGGUUUUGGCACCGACUAGCUGCAAAGGGCAAUUGAUGACCCCACUGUCUUGGUCAAUAGGAGGCAAAAACAUGGAAAGAAAACGAAAAUUUGGGGAAUUGUAGGACAUAUCACCUUUCACAAAUGGAAAUUGCUUCAUGAUCACUCAAACACAUAUACCUGAAAUUCUAAUCCCUGUUUCCGCCACUAUAUUCAAAUUAGAACAAACCUUUUGGACUUGUGUUUUAAUGUAGUGUUAUCUCAGAGACAAACUUGGCUGAGCGUGUUUCUUCCUUGAUAAUUAUGCUCUUUAUUUUUGGUGGUAGAUGCCCCCUAUUACUUUUCUUUGACAAUGAUUCCCCAAAUCAAAAAUCGCAACGCCUGCAGCCUAUUCCUGUGGGCCUUCUCGCAAGAGUCAUACUACACGCUUCUGUCCGUUGAUGUAAUUUUAAUUAGCUAUCAAUUUCACCUUGAAAAGUUUGGUGCCAGUUUUAAUCUUACCAACAUAAUUUCAAAACCCAUUAAACCCACAAUCAUGUCGAUGAAUUAAAUUUCUCUAUUUACAGGAUUAAUCAUACUUCAUAUUAAUCGGCACAUUAUACGUUAUUGAUGGUGCCAAUUUUAUACUGUUUUCGUUGUAUGAUAAUAACAAGUUUAUAAAGAACGUCAGAUAUUGAUUAAACUUUUUGGUUUCAUUAAGAAAGAGGCAUAUAACAGCUUGCCAAACGCCAAAAAUGUUAAAUUUGCAAACGCGGCUCAGCAUAGUUUGCCUUUUUCCGCCGCAAAGACCUCGUCUCUAAUUUGUGAUUAUUCCUUAUGAUUACCCAUUAAUCACGCUCCCUUGCCUCAUGUUCAUCACGUGCCGUCAAUCUUCAUGUGGAUGGCUUUAUCCGUAUCUUGGCCCAACUGACCACCGCCCAGAAGCGGCUAAGCUGUCAAAGUCCUCUCUCCUUCUGCCACGUGGCCCACCCUUCGUCAAGGAAAUGAACAAGAAUAUAUUUUUUAAAAAAAGGAAAAUAGAAAUAGGGGCCAACGAACAAGAAAUACGCUUUAAAUUUGGCUACAAUUAAAAGAUAAUUCCCACUUAGAGUAUAUUGGACACCAAAAACAAACGACAUGUCGCACAUAUAUUAUGCACACAUUAAAUAGCUAAAUCCGCCUGACUAAAACCCAUACUCCUUGCACUUUUUUCCUCCUCAUUUCUUGUGUGCUCUCCUCUCUCCAAUAUGGAGCGGAAUAGAGGGCCUAUCAUCGGACGUGGCUCCACCGCCACUGUCUCCCUAGCCACCUCCGUUUCCUCCGGUGAGCUCUUCGCGGUUAAGUCCACAGACCAAUCCAAGUCUAUGUUCCUACAAAAAGAACAGUACUUUCUAUCUAAACUGAGCUGCCCUUAUGUGGUCAAGUACAUAGGCUAUGAUAUUACAAACGAAGAUAGCAAGCCUAUGUACAAUAUCUGCAUGGAGUACGUCCCCGGCGGUUCCCUACAGGAUGCGAUUCAGAGGCAUGGAGGUCAGCUAGAUGAGCCCAUGAUAAGAUUAUACGCAAGAGACAUCUUACGAGGCUUGGAGUACUUGCAUAAAAAUGGUUUGGCUCAUUGCGACAUCAAGAGCCAGAAUGUGCUGAUUAGCACAGAAGGAGCGAAAAUAGCCGACUUUGGCUGUGCCAAAUUUGUUGAAAAGGUUGACGAUGCCAUGUCAGAAUUUUCAGGUACACCGGCUUUCAUGGCUCCGGAGGUGGCUCGUGGAGAAGAGCAGGGGUUCCCAGCUGACUUGUGGGCUUUAGGAUGCACAGUUAUAGAAAUGGCAACUGGGAAUAUACCAUGGGCAGAGCAACAAAAUGACCCAGUAUCAGCACUGUAUCAGAUUGGGUUCUCAGGUGAGGUGCCCAAGUUUCCUAGCAGCUUAACAGAGACGGGUCAGGAUUUCUUGAGCAAGUGUUUAAGGAGAGAUCCAAAAGAGCGAUGGACGGCUAAAGAAUUGCUCGAUCAUCCAUUUCUUGAUGAUUUGGACUUGGAGCUAAAGGAAGUGGAGGAGUUUACUUCGAGUUCUCCAAGUUGUGUACUGGAUCAAGAUUUCUGGAGUUCAAUGGAAGCAUUAGAAAGUCCUCAGGGUUUAACAACUGAAGGUUUUUCGAAUUCGAAUUCUCCGGCAGAGAGAAUCAAGAAGUUGGUUGAAUGUACAUCCCCUGUCGAUGAACCCAACUGGACGUGGGAAGAGGAUGAUUGGAUUACAGUUAGAAGUACUUUCGAGGAGUGGGAUGUGAUCUCGGUGGAUGCACCUUCAGUUCCAACUGCAUUCUUGGCCUCAGAUUCAAUUGCUUAUGAUGAGGAGCUUGAAAGCUCAAUUUUUUAUGAAAAUAUGCUGAUGGAAUCCUUACUUGGAAAUGAAAACAUCAGUACUAAUGAAGGAUAUGAUAUUACAUCAGAAAAUGUCAAUUUUGAGAUCGAUAAUGAUAAAUCUUGUUUUCUUCAAUCUCAUUUCGUAUUAGUGCUUUGUUUUAGCUAUCUAUUCUUGCAAAUAUGUUCAUUGACAAGCUAAAAGCUCCCUUUGUUUUUUUUUUCCCCUGUUAAUCUGAGAUGACCAGUAGAUACAGAGACC